This is a messenger RNA of Zalophus californianus (California sea lion), 1289 nucleotides long. It is a transcript of the gene CLEC4G, whose product is annotated as C-type lectin domain family 4 member G. The record is from RefSeq and is a predicted model, not a curated record. Lineage: Eukaryota; Metazoa; Chordata; Mammalia; Carnivora; Otariidae. The transcript is spliced from 9 exons. The coding region runs from base 1 to 873 and encodes 290 amino acids.
AUGGACACUGUCAGGUACAGCAAGUGGGUCGGCGGGCUUGAGGAAGUCCCUGGAGGGCACUGGGGACGCUGGGGAUGGAGACUCCUCUUCAUGGGCCUGGUUCUGGUGGUAGCCACGGUCCUCUGGGCCCUCAUUCUGAGCAUCCUAAUUUCUAAAGCCUCCACAGAGCGAGGGGCGCUGCUUGGCCACCAGGACCUGCUGCGGACAAACGCCUCGGAGCAGACGGCGGCGCUGGGUGCUUUGAACCAGGAAGUCCGAGCCUGCAACAGCUGCUGCUUGGGGACACAGGCGCUGCUGCAGAGGGCACGCACCGAGCUUGGGGAGGCGCAGGCGAAGCUGAUCCAGCAAGAGAGUGCCCUGAAAGAACUGAGCGAUCGCGUGACCCAGAGCUUGGCUGAAGCGGGCAGGGACCGCGAGGACAUCCGCAGUGAGCUGUUCAGGGCUCUAGAGGCCGUCCGGCUGGGGAACAGGUCCUGUGAGGAGUGCCCCGCAUCAUGGCUGCCCUUCCAGGGCUCCUGCUACCUUUUCUCGGUCCAGCAGGCCACGUGGGAGGAGUCGCAGCGCAACUGCGCAGGCGCAGGAGCACACUUGGUGAUUGUCGGGGACCUGGAUGAGCAGGGCUUCCUGAGUCAGAACACGCGAGGCCGAGGUUACUGGCUGGGCCUGAGGGCGGUGCGCCGCGCGCGCAAGAUCCAGGGCUACCAGUGGAUAGACGGAGUCUCGCUCAGCUUCAGCCACUGGAACGUGGGGGAGCCCAAUGACUCUAUGGGGCGUGAGGACUGCGCUAUGAUGCUACGCACGGGGAUGUGGAACGACGCACCGUGCAACAACGAGAGGGACAACUGGAUCUGUGAGAAGAGGCGCAGCUGCUGACCCCGCCCAGUGCCCGCAAGCCGCACCCCGAGCGCGAUCGCCUGAGCUGUUCACCGUCCUGGCGCCGCCCACCGCCAUUGAUUUUUUCCCCCCCCUCCACCCAUGACUACUGAGAACCGUCCCACCCAACCCAGGCAGGUACGGGCACUGGGACCUCCACUCCAACCUCACCAGGAGCCCUCACACAGACAUAACCAGGCCUCCACCCCCACCCAAAUCCCGGCUCAGCCGGUCCACGGCCCCACCUCCCUCCUCCCUAACCAAAGCAAGGCAACUCAGGGAUGGAGCUGUUUGGUUUUCUUGCAUUUUUCCCCGGACUGGGAGACAUCACAUAUAGGGGUUUGGGGAGCUGUCUUCGCAGCCCUAGGAAGCAUCAAUAAAUGCUUGAGAAAUGAAUCUGGGUCCGUGGCUUUGGU